AUGGCAAGCAGCCAUCGACCGCCGGUCCUCUUCCAGUCCGACGACGACGAACAUCACCAUCACCACCAACGUCACGACAACAACGACCACAGUCAUCACGCCUUUGGUGAUGGACACACCGCUGACCCUAGGUCAACUGGUCUCCUCAGUCAUCAACACAAUGACUUGCUUCACGGACAAAGCUCAACACACGCAGACGGACGCGGGCACAGUCAAGAACGAGGGCAUGGACACCUGUACGACGAGCUAGAGAACUUGGACGACUCGCCACCACAUGUCCACUCCCAGGCCUGUCUCGAUUCUUGUCCCGUCCAGGAUAUCUACACCGAAACGAGUUAUUCCAGGUUUAGCAAAGGCGCCCGCACAAACUUGUAUGGAUUGGUCGUUGUCAAAGAGCUAGGACAAGUAACUACGACUUCCACAACGCAAUCAACAGCGCCUUCUUCAGGAAUCGCCCCUCUCCAUCUACCAACUCAAGAUUUUCAACCACCUUCUACCAAUGUCUCAGAAACAGGGCCACCACUAUCCACAGAAGCAGGGAGAGACUCUGGAUUGGCGCCAGAUGCUGGCCGUAUCAGGAGGAGUAAAAGCAGCAUUUUUACCGAAACAGGAGACUUGACUUACCGCCAUCUCCCUGGAAGAUAUGUUCUUGUUGCGGCUGGAGGCGCUGUUAAAUUCUUCUUGGGCCUUCAGGACACGUUCGAGUUUACGCUAGGCCCAAGCGAGUUUAGUCCACCACAGGGAGCAGGAGCUGGAACUGAAGGAACUGGUGGCGGAGGCGGCGUCGCAACAGCACCUGCGCCAAAUCUAGAGAUCGUUUCGAUGGAUGCCUUUGAGCGCAAGGACGAGCGCGGUUGUCAGUUGGUUCUCGUCGUAUCAAUCGCCAAGGCAGAAGACCCUCCGCAAUUUGAGCUUCGAUUCUACGGUGUCAAUACCUUCGCUCCUAGUAUCCGAGAGCUUUUGCUCCAACUUCCUUCCACGACUGACAUCCAAUCAGUUCCUUUGACUUGGGCACCCACGAAGAUUAUCCAUUCACCAUUGGAGGAUGACCCGUUCGAGAUGGUGGUCCUGGUCGGUGGAGGCGACAGCCGAGUUCACCUCUUUGUUCAGGAUGCACUGGACGUCUUGCCGUCCAAUGGUCUAUUCAAGGAACAACCCGUCGAGACCGUAUUCUCCAUUCUGGCUUCGUUCCCAUAUUGCGAGUAUUGUGUACUGAGUUUGGUUAUCAAGGACUAUCUGACAUGCCGAGUCGUCGCUGCAGGAACACAGAACGGGACGUUGAAUGUUGGUAUCAUCCCAAGAGACCCCGUCACCUUCCAACUGGACCGGGCUAACGCAAAGGCGCAUACCGUGGUGUUGUUCUCGCCGAUCACGACCCUUACAGUGUAUACGUCUCGGGUACAAACAGAGCGGCGGAGGCGGCAGCAGCACCAGCAGCAGCACCAGCAAACUGAGCAAACGGACCAAGACGAUGACUUUGAAGAGGAGGAAGAGGAUGGUAUCCACCUCUUGGUCACAUGUGCGACUGAGCAGGCAUGGGUCUACAGCGAUAUCUGCAAGCACGGACUCAGUCGACGAGCUGACCUUGCAGAGUGCUCGUACCAUGACAGUAUCCUGGCCGCACAUGCUAUGGACGCAGAUUGGGACGGACAAAACGAGGUGUUGAUCGGGACUUACGGACGACAGCUCAUGGUCUUCAAACAGCUGCCUCCAGGACAGGAGCCUUACUCAAAAUCGAGCAAUGUUAUUCACCUGAAGCAGCCCCAACCGUCUUCUCUACAACACCCACAUCUUCAUAACCAUCAACAUCAUAACAGCCAAAGGUCCAGUAGCAUCAGCAGUACUCAACAAUUGCAGAGGCAACUCCGGAAUUCUUUGCAGAUCCAACAACAACUGCAGCUCCAGCAACUCCACCAGCAGCAACAAAUGCUUCAACAACAACAACUACAGCAGCAGCAGCAGCAGCAGCAACAGCAGAUUCAUCUGUCCGGACCAACUGUGUCCAGUCCUUCAGCUAUUGGCGAUGGUGGAAAUGGCGUCUCCUUGACCCCACAAUGGGGCAUGACUUGGAACCGACGCUUCGCAUCACCUGUCUAUGGGAUCUCCUCUGCCGACUUGAACGAUGAUGGACUUGAGGAACUUAUCAUCACGACGAUCAACGGCGUGUCUUUCUUCCUGCCAGAUCCUCGGACAGCCAAGCGACGGCUGGCGCAGGCUGUGGAGCGCAUGCGUGAGAUCAAGGAGAUGCGCGAGAUUCUGGGGCAGCUACGGCGGGAUAACCGUAAGCUUGUGGAAGAUAAGCGUGUCAAGGAGGAGAAAGAGAAGGAGGAGGAGGAGGAGGAGGAGGAGGAGCGGAGGAGAGAGGAAGCCGAGGAAGAGCGCCGGAGGAAAGCGAACGAGGCUGAAGAAGAAGCUGAGCGCAAGGAGAAGGAGAUUCUUGACUUGAAAGAGUUACAGAGAAAGGAGAAGGAAGAGAAGGAGGAGAAGGCAUUGGAAGAGCCACGGCUACGGGAAAAACAGCAAAAAGAGCAGGGCGAGCUGGAUAAGGUGCCGUCUAAUGAGCCAGACCAUGAAGAACCGGAGACAGAAGAGAAAGAGGAAGGGGCGUUGGUUGCUGCUACUGUUGAGAGUGUCGAGGAGCAAGUACCAGCAGAAGCUGAGAGCAAGGUCCAGAACAACGGCGAGGUUGGCGCAAGUCAGGCCGUCGACGCAGAGCUCACGAGUAUCACAGGCGUAGUGAAAGAUGAGGACAAGGGGUUAGAUGCUACUGAGGCGAUAGUGAUUGGGAAGAGUGAUAGUAAGGAUGAAAAGGGUGAGACGGGCGAGGAAGUGUCAGAGGAAAAGGCAGAGGUUCACGAUGAGUCGCCAGAGCAUGAGUCGUCCGAUUAA
Molecule: messenger RNA, 2889 nt
Organism: Linnemannia hyalina
Lineage: Eukaryota; Fungi; Mortierellomycota; Mortierellomycetes; Mortierellales; Mortierellaceae
Source: the annotation of a GenBank genome assembly